UGCUUAGUGAUAGCGUAGAUACUGUAGUGUUUACAUCACCUUAUUUAUAAUCAUAUAAACCAUUGUUAAAUAAAUCCAUCUCUCAUCAACAUUGUGACAAAGUCAUUGUAUUUUUAACACAUGACUGAAAAAAAGUUCAAAGUACACUCAUAGAUCGACUACGAAUUAAAGAAUAACACGGGUUCAUAUUACUUUUGUGGGUUCAAAGAAAUAUUUGCAGUUAUUUUUGACAAAAUGUGCACUAUUUGAAAGUAUUUACAUACUAUUGCGAUUAAAUUUACAUGUGAAAUAUUGUAAUAUAAUUAGCAAUAAUUAUUUUUGAAGUGUCUGUGAGAUAAUUGUAUUAAUAACCUUCUUUUUAAUAAAUAAAAUCUUUUUUAUUAAUCCAACAGCGAAGAUAACGAAAUAAAAUUAAGUGUAGUGUAGUUUAAGAAUAAAAACGCUGUUAAAUAUUGCACUGAAACAGUGUGACUUUAAAGAAAAUCCACUAGUCACCACACCCUGUUGAACACACUCAUUUCCUAUCAGAUAUAUCUAUAUACUAAUGUGGGACCACGGAUUAUUCAAAAGUUAGCGUAAUAUUUGUUAAAAAUUACGUCCAUUGUCUUGAUAAUCUUUUUUAACUGCAAAUAUUUUUGAAAAUUUUUGACAUUUCAUACUGAAAGAUUUUUUAUAAAAAAAAAAAAAAACUACUAAUUUAGUGAAUCUAGAAUUAUUGUGAAUUUUUUUUAUCAAUCAUGGGUGGGUGUACGUCCAAGGAUACAGCUUCAGGUGACGAUAAAAAGGACAAGAUGGUUGAUCAAGCAGUAUUGGAUAAAUUGGAAGCUGGAUUUGCAAAGCUUUCAAGCUCUGAUAGCAAAUCCCUGUUGAAGAAGUACCUUACUAAGGAGGUAUUCGAUGCCCUAAAAACAAAGAAAACAUCAUUUGGCUCAACCUUGUUGGAUGUCAUCCAAUCUGGUGUUGAAAAUUUGGAUUCUGGUGUUGGUAUCUAUGCUCCUGAUGCUGAGGCUUACACUGUGUUCGCUGACCUCUUCGAUCCAAUCAUCGAUGACUAUCACAAGGGAUUCAAAAAGACUGAUAAACAUCCACCAAAAGAUUUCGGUGAUGCCGAUACCCUUGGAAAUCUUGAUCCCACUGGUGAAUACAUUGUCUCAACUCGUGUUCGAUGUGGACGUUCUUUGGAAGGAUACCCCUUCAAUCCUUGUUUAACGGAAGCUCAAUACAAGGAAAUGGAAGAGAAAGUUUCCAGUACCCUAUCAGGACUUGAGGGUGAACUUAAGGGAACCUUCUACCCAUUGACUGGAAUGAGCAAGGAAGUCCAGCAGAAACUUAUUGAUGAUCACUUCCUCUUUAAAGAAGGUGAUCGUUUCCUUCAAGCUGCUAAUGCCUGCCGAUUCUGGCCAACUGGUCGUGGUAUUUUCCACAAUGAUGCCAAGACAUUCCUUGUCUGGUGCAACGAAGAGGACCAUUUGCGUAUCAUUUCUAUGCAGAUGGGUGGUGAUCUUGGACAGGUUUACCGCCGUCUAGUAACUGCUGUUAACGAAAUCGAAAAACGACUACCCUUCUCUCAUAAUGAGCGUUUUGGCUUCCUCACUUUCUGCCCCACGAAUCUUGGAACAACUAUUCGUGCUUCGGUACACAUUAAAUUACCCAAAUUAGCUGCCAACAAAUCCAAGCUUGAAGAAGUUGCUUCUCAAUAUAAUCUCCAAGUUCGUGGUACUCGUGGAGAACACACUGAAGCUGAGGGUGGUAUUUAUGAUAUCUCAAACAAACGACGACUUGGUCUUACUGAGUAUCAAGCAGUCAAGGAAAUGAAUGAUGGAAUUGCUGAAUUGAUAAAAAUGGAGAAAGAGCUGUAAAGUGCUUUUUAUUGUCAUAUUGUUUUUUCUCUUUGUCAACAUAAUAGAGUCGCGCAGUUUAAAUGUUUGAAAUAAUUGAAGUAUUUAAAGUAUUAUCCUGUCAAAAAUAAAAAGCAAAUAAUCCAAUAAAAAGUGAAAAUUCCCAUUUCCCCAGUGAAUUAAAAAAAAAAAAACAAAACGUUAAAUAAUUAAUUGUCGUGCGACUACUUGUGCGAUUCAUUAUCAGUCAAGUUGUAUAGAGGCUGAAAAAAAAAAAAAAUUAAAAAAAAUUCAAUAAAAAAAUGUUAAAUCAAAUUAUUUAGUUUUAGAUUUCAUGCUUAUAAAAUAUUUUUGAAUGCUUCACGCACAAUAGACAUUGGCAAAAAAUCGUUCAGACACAGUAAUGUCUUUAAAAUUUACAAUUUUUUAUUUAACAAAAAAUAUUUUCAAUAAAUUGCAGAAAAGUA
Chelonus insularis is the source of this 2305-nucleotide messenger RNA. It is a transcript of the gene Argk1, whose product is annotated as Arginine kinase 1. Gene Ontology annotation, biological process: phosphocreatine biosynthetic process. The transcript has 4 exons. Bases 738 to 1859 code for a protein of 373 amino acids. The record is from RefSeq and is a predicted model, not a curated record. Gene Ontology annotation, molecular function: creatine kinase activity. Lineage: Eukaryota; Metazoa; Arthropoda; Insecta; Hymenoptera; Braconidae.